Cucurbita maxima (winter squash) is the source of this 1866-nucleotide messenger RNA. RefSeq names its product elongation factor 1-alpha-like. Gene Ontology annotation, molecular function: GTPase activity; GTP binding; translation elongation factor activity. Lineage: Eukaryota; Viridiplantae; Streptophyta; Magnoliopsida; Cucurbitales; Cucurbitaceae. Gene Ontology annotation, biological process: translation; translational elongation. The record is from RefSeq and is a predicted model, not a curated record. The coding region runs from base 106 to 1455 and encodes 449 amino acids. The transcript is spliced from 3 exons.
AAAGAGCUCCACCAUUCUUUACCUCCACUUUAUUUUUUGUAAACUUAGUCAGAUAUCCGGCUUCUCGAUUUUUUUAUUUUCGCUGUUUCAGUUUACAAUUUUAAAAUGGGGAAAGAGAAGGUUCACAUUAACAUUGUGGUCAUUGGCCACGUCGAUUCCGGGAAGUCCACCACCACUGGACACUUGAUCUACAAGCUUGGUGGUAUUGACAAGCGUGUGAUUGAAAGAUUCGAGAAGGAGGCUGCUGAGAUGAACAAGAGGUCCUUCAAGUAUGCCUGGGUCUUGGACAAGCUCAAGGCUGAGCGUGAGCGUGGUAUCACCAUCGAUAUUGCCUUGUGGAAGUUUGAGACCACCAAAUACUACUGCACUGUUAUUGAUGCUCCUGGACAUCGUGAUUUCAUUAAGAACAUGAUUACUGGUACCUCACAGGCCGAUUGUGCUGUUCUCAUUAUUGACUCCACCACUGGUGGUUUUGAAGCGGGUAUUUCCAAGGACGGUCAAACCCGUGAGCAUGCUUUGCUUGCGUUUACCCUUGGUGUUAAGCAGAUGAUCUGCUGCUGCAACAAGAUGGAUGCCACCACUCCCAAGUACUCGAAGGCAAGAUAUGAUGAAAUUGUCAAGGAAGUUUCUUCCUACCUCAAGAAGGUGGGCUACAACCCUGAUAAAAUCCCAUUCGUCCCCAUCUCUGGUUUUGAAGGAGACAACAUGAUUGAGAGGUCAACCAACCUCGAUUGGUACAAGGGCCCAACCCUCCUUGAGGCUCUUGACUUGAUCCAGGAGCCCAAGAGGCCUUCAGACAAGCCACUCCGUCUUCCACUUCAGGACGUUUACAAGAUUGGUGGUAUUGGAACUGUCCCAGUUGGACGAGUUGAGACCGGUGUACUCAAGCCAGGAAUGGUCGUCUGUUUUGGCCCUACUGGAUUGACAACUGAAGUUAAGUCUGUUGAGAUGCACCAUGAAGCUCUCCCAGAGGCCGUUCCUGGUGACAAUGUUGGAUUCAACGUGAAGAAUGUUGCUGUCAAGGAUCUUAAGCGUGGUUUCGUUGCCUCCAAUUCCAAGGAUGACCCUGCCAGGGAGGCUGCCAACUUCACUUCUCAGGUCAUCAUCAUGAACCACCCAGGACAGAUCGGCAAUGGCUAUGCCCCAGUGCUUGAUUGCCACACCUCUCACAUUGCCGUGAAGUUUUCUGAGAUUCUAACUAAGAUUGACAGGCGAUCUGGUAAGGAACUUGAGAAGGAGCCCAAGUUCUUGAAGAAUGGUGAUGCUGGUAUGAUCAAGAUGGUUCCCACCAAGCCGAUGGUGGUGGAAACAUUCUCUUCAUACCCUCCUCUUGGACGAUUUGCCGUGAGGGACAUGAGACAGACGGUUGCAGUUGGUGUCAUCAAGUCGGUCGAGAAGAAGGAUCCAAGUGGUGCCAAGGUUACCAAAUCCGCAGCCAAGAAGGCUGGCAAGUGAACCGUGCUUAUAAAACCUCAGACCUUCUCGUCUGAGGUUUUCAAAUGUCCGAAUAAUAAAGACCCGGUUUCUGUUGGUGCUGUUUUGUAUGGUGAUCAUCGUUGUUGGCAUUGGUUAUCAGGUACCCAAUCUCAGAGUUGGGUGCUUGAUAGACGGUGGCGCAGCUGUCCUGUUAUAGUGUCUCUUUUUGUGUCGUGUUUGGUCCUCUACUUUCCUUGUCCGUUCUGCCCGAGUUCGACAUGGUUUGGUUCGUCCAAACCAUUUUCGACAUACCCCUGCAUACUAUUAUCAUUAUAGCUAUUAUCGGUUGCAUAUUUUUACAGUGAAUUUGCGUCUUGAUUUUACUUGGAAGAUCUCGGUUUAUUACCAAAUUAAUGUUGAUAUCAACGGGGACGUAACCUUGUUUAAACU